AUGGAUGAAUCGGAAGAAGCGAGAGUUUUGGCGAUUACUAAAGAUUAUGGAGAGCUUCAUCAAGCAAUUCUUCAAUUACUAUUGCAGGUGAAAAGUAUAGACUCACAUAAAUUGACGCGAUUUGUUGGGGAUGCAGUUGCAGACAUUGUUAUAGAUGAAAAAACUAUAAAACGCCGACAAGAAAGUGGAAAUGAUGAUAGAAAUGAAGCCGAAACAGAAAGAAAUGAAAAUAAAACUGAUGAUGAUGUGGAAGAACAAAAUGAACAGCGUCAAAAUAGCCGUGAAAAUCGACAAUUAAGAAUACAAGUGAGAAAGCGAUUAGAUGAUAUCGAAGUUUUGAACACAAUGGGAGUUCUUAAUAGGAGGCUUACUCCCCUCAACUUAUGCAUAGAAAGAAUGAUUGAUGAAAACAGUACAGACGAUGUCGAAUCAAGCACAGACGAGGCAGCGUACAUUUACACACUAAUUAACAGGAAAUCCACGAAAGUGUUACAAAUAUCAACGUCUUUCAGUGAAAAAGAGAUGAAGGUGAUCUCGUUUUUACUUGAUCUCACGUUUGGUGACAGUACUGGUGACGAGGACACAUCAUCGAGACGCGAACAUUAUUCCAUCGCGAGAUAUGACACCCUCAACAAUAUCCGAUCUGGAUUUGGAUACAGCAUGGUUGAGGCCGAACAAUUGAUGACACGAUUAGUUUUGGAUGGAUGGUUUGAGUUAUUUGAUACAUCGUACAGUCUUACGCCAAGAUCAUUAUUGGAAUUAAAGGAUUACUUGAAGGAAAGGUACCCCUCUGUUUCCACUUGUUUGGCCUGCGGUCAAAUACUUGUAAGAGGUUUGGAGUGUAAAGUUGCAGAUUGUCCGGUCCGUUUUCAUUCCAAAUGUUAUCAAUUUUAUAAAGUUGCACACCAGAAUGAUGUGUCUUGUCCCGGCAAAGACUGCACCGGAAGUUUAGAAGAUGUUGUUGAUUUCUCGUAG
Molecule: messenger RNA, 975 nt
Organism: Brettanomyces bruxellensis
Lineage: Eukaryota; Fungi; Ascomycota; Pichiomycetes; Pichiales; Pichiaceae
Exons: 1
Coding region: 1-975 (324 amino acids)
Biological process (GO): DNA damage tolerance; double-strand break repair via homologous recombination
Cellular component (GO): nucleus; Smc5-Smc6 complex
Molecular function (GO): ubiquitin-protein transferase activity
Source: RefSeq, a predicted model, not a curated record